Molecule: messenger RNA, 1302 nt
Organism: Lotus japonicus
Lineage: Eukaryota; Viridiplantae; Streptophyta; Magnoliopsida; Fabales; Fabaceae
Exons: 2
Coding region: 1-1302 (433 amino acids)
Source: RefSeq, a predicted model, not a curated record
AUGGCUCGUCAAGCCACUGCAGCAGCACUCAGUUUCUCACCGCAGCAGGGCUCACGCACUGACAAUCACCGCAACAUGGCUCAUAUUCUCACCGCAGCAACGCUGACAUCAAAACUUGAUCUUACAGAUGAUACUCCUGUUGUCCAGAAUGUCAAGAUAAAGGUUCACAAAGACAAUGCUGCUCCUGUUGUUGAUGAGACUCCAACUGAGGAGUUGGAUAAGUCAGAUACUGGUCCUGCUGCUCAGAAGCGCAAGAUUGGGAAACGAAUUCCAGAAAAUGUGCAUGCUGCUCCUUUGGAUAAUAUUUCUUUUCACUCUGAAGAGAGUGUUGGUAAGUGGAAGUAUGUUUAUCAGCGCAGGAUUGCUCAAGAGAGGGAAUUGACUGGGGAGAUUCUGCAUUGUCAAGAAAUCAUGAAACUUCUUGAGGCUGCUGGGUUAUUGAAAACUGUUACUGAGAUAGGUGGCUGCUAUGACAAGUUGGUGGGAGAAUUUAUUGUGAAUGUGACUACAAAUUGCACUGUUUCUGGGCAUCCUGAUUUCAGGAAAGUUUUUGUGCGUGGUAAGUGUGUCCAUUUUUCACCUGAGAUCAUUAACCAGUAUUUGGGGAGGAGCACUGUUGCCACAGGAAAUGAAGAGCUGUCAUUGAGUGCUAUCACUAAAGAACUCACGGCUGGUCAGACUAUGGUAUGGCCUGCUAAAGGAUUGCUGUCUUCUACUUAUUUGAGUGUGAAGUAUGCUAUCUUGAAUCGCAUUGGUGCUGCAAAUUGGGCUCCUACUACACAUAGCUCAGAUGUUUCUUCAGGUUUGGCAAAAUUAAUUUAUCUGGUUGGAACUCAAACUCAGUUUGAUUUUGGUGAAUAUGUCUUUGCUCAAACUAUGAAGCAUGCUGAAACUUUUGCUGUCAGGCUUCCUAUUGGUUUUCCUUGUUUAAUUUGUGGGAUUAUUUUAAGUCAACAUCCUCAAAUUCUCCUUGAUGAUGAGGUUCCUAGCAAGAAAGCUAGUCUUCUCACUAUUGAUUCCAGGCUGCUAGCUGGUGCCCAUGUUUCUGAUGUUGCUGAUUUGGCUGAGAUGACUCAGGGGGAGGGUACUUCCUCUCAGAAGACUCCUGAGACUCCAAUUGCUGCGCUUAUUGCUGUGUCUAAGAUGCUUCAGGACACGAUUACUAGUUGUACAUUGCGGAAGAAGAAUGUGGACACUCUCAUUCUGCAGUUGACUAAAGGCAAGAGGCCUCUUGAAGACAAUGCUGCUGCUAAUGAUCGAGAUGAUGUUGGUACUUCUGAUGAUGAUACUACUAGUGAUUAG